Messenger RNA from Gambusia affinis (western mosquitofish), 1291 nucleotides. RefSeq names its product C-type mannose receptor 2-like. The record is from RefSeq and is a predicted model, not a curated record. Bases 84 to 1034 code for a protein of 316 amino acids. The transcript has 3 exons. Lineage: Eukaryota; Metazoa; Chordata; Actinopteri; Cyprinodontiformes; Poeciliidae.
ACUACAUUAAUGAGAAAAAGAACUGGACUGAAGCUCAGCAGUACUGCAGAGAGAAUCACACUGACCUGGUCACAGUGACUAACAUGAAGGACAUGGAGAGACUCAACAUCUCAGCUGGAGGUCAGAGUGGAGCUUGGAUUGGUCUGAUCAGUAAACCAGAAUUUAACAGAACAUGGUACUGGUCUCUGCCUGGAGUGGAGUUCAAUGAAAGUGAGACAAACUGGAACACAGGAGAACCAAGUGAUACAGGAAUUACAGGAGAACAGAACUGUGGGGCUGUGUAUAAAAAUGUCACAUGGAACGAUCAGGGUUGCAAGUGGUCUGAAUAUUUCCUCUGUUAUGAUGAAACUAAUACAACCCAUAAAUAUCACCUGAUUAAAGAGAUGAAGACCUGGCAGGAAGCUCAGAGUUACUGCAGAGAGAAACACACAGACCUGAUCAGUGGAACGAAGCAACUAGAGGAUGAAGAAGUGAAGAAAUUGAUGAACUCUUCAGAUCAGAUAAUAUACUUUGGUUUAUUCAGAGACAAUUGGAGGUGGUCAGAUGGAAGCAGUUUCUCUUUCAGACACUGGAAUAAUGAAUUAGUUAAUCCAGAAUCUGUCAGUGAUCUUUGUGCCAAGAUUGAUGAUGGAGGCAGAUGGAAGAAUGAGAACUGUGAUAAAAGAAAACCCUUCAUCUGUUAUGAUGAUAAUGUGAUCCUGAUCAAAGAGAAUAAAACCUGGGAGGAAGCCUUGAACUACUGCAGAGAGAAACACCAUGACCUGGUCACCAUCACCAACAUGGAUCAACAGAUAUUGGUCCAGGAGAAAGUCAAGAACGCAUCGACUCCUUUUGUCUGGACGGGUCUGAGCUACGCCUGCACUCUGGAUUUGUGGUUCUGGGUCAGUGAUGAGGUGGUCAGCUAUAAGAACUGGGCCGAAGGUGAACCGAUGGACGACUGUGACAUGUCUGGAGCCAUGGAGACGAGAGGAAAACAUCAGUGGAGGAAGAAAAAUGAUACAGAGAAGUUUAACUUCAUCUGUUCUAAACAUUGAGACCCAAACCUUUGGCUUCUGAUUGUUUUGUGCCCAAAGUUACAUUUGAAGUUUCAGAAAUACAGCUCUGGAAAGAAUGAAUAGUCCAAUGCAUUGAACGCCAUUGAAAACCUAUUUAUUAAUAUUGAUCUCUAAUCUCUUCCUGAGUUAAAACAUUAGUUUUAUUGUUCCUAAAUGAAUACAAACUUGUUUUCUUUGCAUUGUUAGAGGUCAGAGAGCACUGCAUCUUUCUCCUCAGUUUGACCAUUUCUCAUUUU